GGAAGGAGUUUCGUUUCCUUUAAACAAGGUUUCAAGUUCGAAUCUUGUGAAUAGAGAACAAAUGUUAUGUUUUUAUUAUUUUAGAUAGAAGAAUCCAAUCGAAAAUUCACCUCUGUUGCGAUUCUAGACUCUUUCUCCAUGGAAUUUCUUGAAAUAAUAAUCCCAUCAUUGAUGGAUAAAAUAGAACAGGUUCCUCAUUUCCAAAAAGAAUUUAGCACCCAGCUCAAAGAUAUUUGGGAAAAAGUACAGGGGAAUCCUAAAAAUUUCGAGUUGAGAGGGCUUCUGACUCAAAUUUGCACUGUAGAGGAUACCAUUGACUCCAUCAUUGCUAGAAAAAUGCUGCAUAGACAAAAUAUGUCCAUCGAGAAGAUUCCUGUCAAAUAUUUUUCAAUUGCAAUGAGCAGUGUCAAAUUUCCUUACGAGUUGCACAGGCAAACUAAGGAGCUAAAAAUAUUGAAUGAUUCCUUGUCUGCCCCAGUUCCAGCAGUGAAGUUACCGAGCAAAUCAGGUACCGUAGAGGUCCCAGCAAAGGAGUCCUCUAGUAACACAGUUCCUCAAAAGAAGUCCCCUAAAGAAGCUGCAGUUUUAUCAAGAAAACCAAGUAUUCCAGGGGGCAUUCAAGUCUGGUCAGAAAACAAAGAUGUUGGGAGGGACAACAAGGAUUCAGAUGAAAGACAUCGUCAGAGUUGGGAGGAUGGGUGUGUCCCAAUUGUUUUGGAGGAGUUAGUAAGCAAGUUAGCUCAACCGGUACUCCUUAGCAGGCGGAUGAGGCAACUUCUCAUUUUGAAAGCCAAUUUGGAAUGCCCAAGUGAUGCAAUUUUCUUGUGGACUUCCUACCAUUCUGAUUAUACUAAACAGCAUUUUCAGUUUCACUGUUGGGUUCCUGUUGCUGACAAGCCUGAAGAAGGAAAUAUCUUAAGUUAUAUUUUGAAACAAGCUUCUUCCUCUUUUAAGCAGGAAGAAUUAGAGCCGUCAAAUCAGUUACUGCGGAGGCAGCUUCAUGAUUUCUUAGUUUUUAAAAGCCGACUGCUUCUUAUCUCUAAAGGAAUCACUUCAACCAAUGUUUCAGAGGAAUGGUCAAGCCAACAGCUAGGGAAGUCUAAAGAUUAUUUGCUGAAGGAAUCUAGAAUUCUUGGCAUGAAAGAUAUUAUGGCUGAGUUAUCCCAGUCAAUCUUAAAUCAGUGUAAAUUGUUGUUUCUCAUUUCAAUUGUUGGGGUGGCAGAAUUAGAGAAGAAAACUUCAGAAUCAGAGAAGACAACUUUUUUGUGGGCUAUGUACAAUGCAGAGGAUAUUAAGCAGCAAUUCCAAUACCGUGCCUGGGUUCGUGUUCCAAAGUUUGAAGAAAAAGAACUUCUAGCUGAUAUUUUGGAACAAGUUACAGAUAACAAGGUAGAAAAAGAAGACCUUGACCUGGUGACACUACAGAAGAAGCUUUGCAAUUUCCUAGCUCCGAAGAGGUACCUUAUAGUUUUAUAUGAUGUUUGGACGGCAGAUGUUUGGGACAAGCUCAAACAAGCCUUUCCCAACUCCAUGAAUGGUAGCCGGGUGAUUCUAACUGUCCAUGAGGCUGAAGUGGCUUGGCAAACCAAUUCUUCUUGGAUCUUGGGAACAAUUUGUGGAAAAGAGUUGCUACAUGAAAAGGUUUCAAAUCUAAAAGUUAAACAUAAGUGGGGAAGAUUCUCUGAUGUUAAGGCUAAUGAGUCAGGCCUUGUUGGAUUGGAUGAUAAAGCGCAGGAAUUAGCUGAACUGCUACUUGAAAGUUAUCAAUUUCUCAUCUCAGUGGUAGGUGUGGCAGGCUCUGGCAAGACGAUGCUUGUGAAGGCAAUUUACAGUAGUUUAGCAAUUAAGCAGCAUUUCGAGUGUCGAGCUUUUGUUUCUGUUUCUCAAGUAUUUGAGGAGAGAAAACUUUUGGCAGACUUGUCAAUGCAGCUGGGAAUGGUGCGGAAGGAUGAGAGCUGGUCCAAAGAGGAAUUGCGAAAAAGACUUAGAAGUUUCUUGGCUUGGAAGAGAUACCUAAUAGUUUUAGAUGAUGUCCAUACGGCUGAUGUUUGGGGGGAACUCAGUCUUGCCUUUCCAGAUCCAUCAAAUGGGAGCAAGGUGAUAUUCACGAUUCGUGAUGCCCAUGUAGCUCGCUGUGUUAAUCCACAUACCAGAGUUCUGCAACUACGUUUGCUAAAUGAUGAUGAAAGUUGGGAAUUGUUCCUAAAGAAGGUACCAAGAGAUGAAGGUAAUGAUGCUGGAUUGAUAGCUCUCAAAGAUCAAAUUUUGCAAAGAUGUGGCGGCCUGCCUUUUGAUAUAGUUGUACUUGGAGGUUUGCUGUCUACCAAGGACCUAAAAAAUUGGUCCGCAGUCAUUGAGGAAGUCCAUAAGAAAGAAAGAAAAAAGAGGGUAACUGGAAAGUCCGUAGACCAACCGGCUUCCUCACAUACGAAGCAAGAAAAUGAAAGGAAAACGAUGCAUGCUUUGGCAUCUCAAGACUACAAUAAGAAUCGUUUAGUAGAUCAACCAAAUUCAUGGGCUCAACAUGCUGAUACCAAGCUAGAAGAGGAAGAUGGUAUAGGGGAGAUCCAGCAAGCGAGUCCCCGUGAAGCUCAACCAAACUUCUCAGUUCAACAGUCUUUUUCAGACAAGAAGCAAGAAGUAGAGAUGAAGCAUGUAGCAACUAAUGAAGAUCAGGAAAGUUCUUCAAAUCAAUUGGCUUUGUCAGAUAACAAGAAAAGAGAAGAAGACAAGGCAUUGGUGACCAAGAAUAUCAUCUCUGACCAAGAUCAAUCAGAUUCCUCAGAUGAAACACUCUCAGGUAUGUUGGCUUUUGGCUAUCAGGACCUAGACACCGACUUAAAGUUGUGUCUUAAUUAUUUAGGUCUCUUUCCGAAAUCAUACAAGGUCCCUUUUAGGAGGUUGUUUCAACUAUUUGUUGCUGAGGGAUUGGUGAAACAAUCAACUGAAGAAAGUUCUGAAGAGAAGGUGAAGAAACACCUUCAAAAACUAGAACAAAGAAACAUGAUUGAGGUAGGGAAAAAGAAGUUAGAUGGGAGCCCCAACACCAUUUGUAUGCAAAGUACUGUAUAUGAUGCAUUAUCUCCAAGAGCAGUGAGAGUUGGAUUCUUUCACAUUCACUCCAACCAUGGCCAAGAUACCUCCAACACACCCCAGUUCACACCCAUCCGCAGGUUCUCAGAACACACAGAGAUCAAGGAUGGCAGCCCUCAAAAUUGCAGCUCUCAUCUACGUUCUUACAUUUCUUUCAAAACAGAAACAGGUGAUCUCCCUGCCUCUGGAGUGGAUAAACUUCUUAAGGAGAUUGUUAAGAGAGGGUAUGGAUUAAUUGUCAUACUUGAUUUAGAAGAAGUCUACAAACCAGUGUUAUCUAAACAUCUAAGCAAAUUGCCAAAUCUCAAGUAUUUGGGUUUAAGAUGGACUUUUUUGGAUUCAAUUCCAGAUUCAGUUGGUGACUUGCCCUGCCUACAGACUUUGGACGUGAAGCACACAAAUCUAAGCACUUUGCCUGGCACGUUCUGGAAGGCUAAACAUCUUCAACAUCUUUACUUGAACAAUAUUUGUUUUGAUACAUGUAUUUCCAAGGCACGUCAAACAAAUGGUUCAUUAACCAAUCUUCAGACUUUAUUGGGUCUGGCGAUUCGCAAUAAGAGUUCUGUAGAUUGUUUGAAGGCAACACAGAUGAGUGAUCUUAGAAAACUGGGAGUAAAAUGCUAUGAAGAAUUCACUGAAGAGAUAGUUGGCUGGAUUUCUGGAUUGAGUGAACUUCAAUCAUUGAAGUUGAGGUCAAUAAACAAAAUCGGCGAACCUUCACCACUCAAAUUAGAGGACUUCAGUUCUCCUGUUAAGCUAUCUCAGUUGUAUUUGUCUGGAAAACUUCCAGAGACAUUUGAUUUUGGAAAAUUUCCCCAAAAUCUAGAGAUCCUUACUUUAUCAGUGUCAAAACUGUCAAAGGACCCAAUGGAAGAACUAGGAACACUGGUGAAGCUGAAGAUCCUUAGGCUGCAUGCCCGUUCCUACACUGGGGAAAAAAUGACAUGUCGUUCUGGCACUUUCCCCAAGCUUCGAGUCUUAAAACUGUGGAUGCUUGUGGAGCUGAAGGAAUGGAUAGUGGAAGAAGGAGCCAUGCCUGCGUUAGAAGAAGUUGAGAUCAGGUGUUGCAAGAAACUAAAUAAACCUACUGGAUUGGAGGGGUUGAAAACUCUGAAGGACUUGGUUUUGACUAGCAUGGAGGAUGAUUUUGUGAAGGACGUUCAAGGAAGCAUGAUGAGUAGAAAUGUGUCAAUCAAACCACAGAAAUUGAAGUUUUCUUCCUGGGAAUGAAAUCAUGAAUACAAAUGGAGGCAAGAUCAAAGGGGAUCAACAACAUUCAUCUCAAAGUGGAAAUGAAGUUUGUGGAAUGACGAUGUGUUUAGUGGUGUUCAACAGUAUGGCUAAGUAUUAUCAUAAUUACUCUACCCGAGUGGACGGGAAAGCAGAGAUUUCCCAAUCCAUUGUUCUAAGCUUUCAUUGUUCUAAUUGUCUUUCUCAAAGAGGAAUUUGUUUCAAUAGAAUCCUAUGGGAUGGAAGUUAUUCGCACUUGUAUGGUGAUCUAUGUAAAAUAGUAACAUUUUCCCUGACAUGUCAGAUCUAUGUUAUGGGUUGAAUUGUGAUUUCUUGUUUGAACAGCUUAAACCUGCAAUUUUUAGGGUUUAGACAGUGCCAGAUUGUUUCCUUAUCAAGUGAAGUGCUAGAACUAUUUAAUUGAACUUGUGGAAUUAUUCUGCUAUGGCAGUAAUAUUUACUUCUUUGUGAAAUGGAUGAAGUGUUUGCUUAUUUCUUCAGAGUAUGUCCUUCGUAUAGCUCGAGCCUCGAGUUGAUUAUGCAGUUUUACCGGGCAAUUGUUUACGAUGUUUGGUUUAUUUAUUUAUUUAUUUUUAUCAACAAAUGUUUGGUUGUUUUGUAAUCUGCACAGACGAGACAUGAUAUUUAUAUUUUCAAGUUGAGGAUUUUUGUGUAAGAGAGCCUGUAAUGACUUGAGUCAUUCCUGGUCUGUUGUCUCCAUUUUUGGUAUUUCCUUUGUAUUAAAAUAGUAAUUGUUCA
Molecule: messenger RNA, 5082 nt
Organism: Rubroshorea leprosula
Lineage: Eukaryota; Viridiplantae; Streptophyta; Magnoliopsida; Malvales; Dipterocarpaceae
Source: the annotation of a GenBank genome assembly